Molecule: messenger RNA, 727 nt
Organism: Manis pentadactyla (Chinese pangolin)
Lineage: Eukaryota; Metazoa; Chordata; Mammalia; Pholidota; Manidae
Gene: MORN5
Product: MORN repeat containing 5
Exons: 6
Coding region: 50-679 (209 amino acids)
Source: RefSeq, a predicted model, not a curated record
UCCACAGAGACGCCGGGUUCCCAAAGACUAGAAGCUACCGGCUGGCGCCAUGGAGUACACAGGGAGCCAAUAUAUUGGGGAAUAUAUAGAUGGGAGUCCCAGCACAGUGCCCAGCUCCAAGCUUUGGACCCAGAGGAUUCUGAUACCAUUUGUGGAAAUGGAGAACUCCAAAGAGGGACUGCUUUGGAGUAGGAUAGUAUACAUUUGGAUGGAGGGCAAAGCUGAAUACAUCCUCCCUAAUAAAACAAAGUACAUUGGGGAAAUGAAGGACGGCACGUUUCAUGGCCCAGGAACCCUGUACUUCCCCAGCGGGAGCCGAUAUGAUGCCGUUUGGAAAAAUGGUUUGGUUGUAAAGGGCACCUACACCUUCUCAGAUGGGCUGCAGUACAAGGAGAAGAACUGGCAUUACUGCGACAGCUACGAUCGGAGGUUUUACACAGAGAUCUGCUACGGCUUGAAGCCUGCAGGUAUCUCUCAGCUCACCAAUAUAGACCCACCGAGAAAAGUCCCUAAAAGCCAUUAUGAUUGUGGAGACGGCUUCUAUAACCCACUCACGAGGGUAAUCACGGACUACAGGAAUCGCUUUCUGAGAAAUGCAGACGACGAUGAGCAUGAGUGGAUCAUCCGGACGUGUCGGAAAGGCUGGGAUGAGAUUGUAGGUCACAGACCCAAGCUGUGAACCCUGGAGUUGCAUCCACCAGAGGUAUCCUGCAUCACUGGCACUCAC